This is a messenger RNA of Cotesia congregata, 414 nucleotides long. The record is from the annotation of a GenBank genome assembly. NCBI's taxonomy places the organism in Eukaryota, Metazoa, Arthropoda, Insecta, Hymenoptera, Braconidae.
AUGGCGGCGCGACGACUGAGUUUUAUUUAUUUACUGUGGACACUCGACGCUGUCACUUUUGAGCUUGCAUCAUGCUAUAAAAAUGUGAAGUUGUUUUUAAAGUUUUUGACAAAGUGGGCAAAAUGGGACCUUUCGCGGCAAAUUUUCCACCAAGAAGAUUCUGAAAAUGCUGGAAAUUUUCGGCACCAGUGCCCGAAGUGUUACCGCAGUUACAAGCACCGUAGCCACAUGAUUCGCCACUGCAAAUACGAGUGCGGAAUCCCCCAAAGAUUCGAGUGUCCUUAUUGCAAACAUCACUUGCGCCAGCGGACUCACGCUUUCAAUUCGAGGCUGACAAAGUACCGAAAAAUCGCGUGGGAAUCUAUCAGUGUCCAAACUGCGGAAAUUUCUACAAGUGGAAAAAUUCUCUGCUAG